Mauremys mutica (yellowpond turtle) is the source of this 7410-nucleotide messenger RNA. RefSeq names its product Janus kinase 2 (gene JAK2). Bases 94 to 3561 code for a protein of 1155 amino acids. Lineage: Eukaryota; Metazoa; Chordata; Testudines; Geoemydidae. Gene Ontology annotation, cellular component: cytoskeleton; cytosol; membrane. Gene Ontology annotation, biological process: cytokine-mediated signaling pathway; cell surface receptor signaling pathway via JAK-STAT; hemopoiesis. The record is from RefSeq and is a predicted model, not a curated record. Gene Ontology annotation, molecular function: ATP binding; non-membrane spanning protein tyrosine kinase activity; cytokine receptor binding. The transcript has 24 exons.
GUGGAUUUCUCACUGCCUUCCCUUCAUACUAUUUGGAAAGUUGCACUUUAGUUCCACCUUCCACAAUCUUUUGAGGAGGGAUUACAGGCACCUAUGAGGUGGCCUGGAAAGUGUCAUCAAGUAUGCAGAGACAAAUGCUCUAAACAUAAUGAAAAGAUGGCCUGCCUUACAAUGACAGAGAUGGAAGGAACAGCAACUUCUACUGUCCACCAAAAUGGUGACAUCCUUGGGAAUGCAAAUGCUCCCAAGCAGACAGAGCCAGUGCUUCAGGUUUACCUUUAUCAUUCCCCGGAGAAGACCGAAGGAGAUUAUCUUCAGUUUCCAGCUGGUGAAUAUAUUGCGGAAGAGAUUUGUGCUACUGCUUGUAAAGCUUGCGGUAUCAUGCCUGUGUACCAUAACAUGUUUGCACUAAUGAAUGAAACAGAGAGAAUUUGGUAUCCUCCAAAUCACAUCUUCCACGUAGAAGAAUCAACCAGGCUCAACAUACUCUACCGAAUAAGGUUUUAUUUUCCUCACUGGUAUUGUAAUGGCAGUAGCAGAGCAUAUCGUUAUGGUGUUUCCCGAGGUGCAGAGAGCCCUGUCGUUGAUGACCUUGUCAUGUCUUAUCUGUUUGCUCAGUGGCGAGAUGAUUUUGUUCAUGGCUGGGUAAAGGUGCCUGUUACUCAUGAAACACAGGAAGAAUGCCUUGGAAUGGCUGUUCUUGAUAUGAUGAGAGUGGCCAAAGAAAAGGACCAAACUCCCCUGGCUAUCUACAAUUCAGUCAGUUACAAGAUGUUUUUGCCCAAAUGUGUUCGGGCAAAAAUCCAAGACUACCAUAUUUUGACACGAAAGAGAAUACGGUACAGAUUCCGCAGAUUUAUCCAGCAGUUUGGCCAAUGCAGAGCUACUGCCAGAAACUUGAAACUUAAAUAUCUUAUAAAUCUGGAAUCCCUUCAGCCUGCCUUCUAUUCAGAGAUUUUUGAAGUAAAAGAGCCUUGCAGAGGUGAAGAGAGUUUUGCAACCAUUAUAAUAACUGGAAAUGGUGGAAUUCAGUGCUCAAGAGGGAAACAUAAAGAAAGUGAGACACUGACAGAACAGGAAUUACAAACAUACUGUGAUUUUCCUGAUAUAAUCGAUGUCAGCAUUAAGCAAGCAAACCAAGAAGGCUCCAGUGAGAGUAGAAUUGUCACCAAUGAGAGUAGAAUUGUCACCAUUCAUAAGCAGGACAGCAAGAAUCUGGAGGCUGAAUUUCAUUCAUUAAGAGAAGCUCUCUCUUUUGUAUCGUUAAUUGAUGGAUAUUAUAGAUUAACUGCAGAUGCUCACCAUUACCUCUGUAAAGAAGUAGCACCACCAACAGUGCUUGAAAAUAUCCAAAGCAACUGCCAUGGACCAAUUUCCAUGGACUUUGCUACCAAUAAACUGAGGAAAGCAGGCAAUCAGACUGGCUAUUAUGUUCUUCGUUGCAGUCCUAAAGAUUUUAAGAAAUACUUCCUCACCUUUGCCAUAGAGCGGGAUGGUGUCGCUGAGUAUAAACACUGCUUAAUAACAAAAAAUGAGACUGGAGAGUAUAAUCUUAGUGGAACGAAGAGAAGUUUUGGUAACCUUAAGGAUCUGUUGAAUUGCUAUCAGACAGAAACGGUCCGUUCAGACAACAUCAUUUUCCAGUUUACCAAAUGCUGCCCUCCAAAACCAAAAGAUAAGUCAAAUCUUCUGGUAUUCAGGAGCAAUGGUAUUUCUGAUGUACCUACAUCGCCCACAUUGCAGAGACACAAUAAUGUCAACCAAAUGGUCUUUCACAAAAUCCGGAAUGAGGACUUGAUAUUUAAUGAGAGCCUUGGGCAGGGCACCUUUACUAAGAUUUUCAAAGGUAUAAGGAAAGAAGUGGGAGACUAUGGCGAGCUCCAUCAAACUGAAGUCGUCUUAAAAGUGCUGGAUAAAGUGCACAGAAAUUACUCUGAGUCUUUCUUUGAAGCAGCAAGCAUGAUGAGCCAGCUUUCUUACAAGCACUUGGUAUUAAAUUAUGGAGUAUGUGUCUGUGGAGAGGAGAAUAUCCUGGUGCAGGAGUACGUCAGAUUCGGAUCCUUGGACACAUAUUUGAAAAAGAACAAAAAUUCUAUCAAUAUCUUGUGGAAAUUGGAAGUUGCCAAACAGUUGGCAUUGGCCAUGCAUUUUCUGGAAGAUAAAAGCCUGGUUCAUGGGAAUGUAUGUGCAAAAAAUAUCUUACUUAUCAGAGAAGAAGAUAGGAAGUCUGGAAACCUUCCGUUUAUCAAACUUAGUGAUCCUGGCAUCAGCAUGACAGUUUUGCCAAAAGACAUUCUUCUUGAAAGGAUACCCUGGGUUCCACCUGAAUGCAUUGAAAAUCCUAAACAGCUAAGUUUGGCAACAGACAAGUGGAGUUUUGGUACCACUUUAUGGGAAAUCUGCAGUGGGGGAGACAAGCCCCUUGGUGCACUGGAUUCUCCCAGAAAGCUACAGUUUUAUGAAGAUAGGCACCAGCUUCCUGCUCCAAACUGGACAGAACUAGCAAAUCUUAUAAACAACUGUAUGGAUUAUGAGCCAGAUUUCAGACCUUCUUUCAGAGCCAUUAUACGUGAUCUUAACAGUUUGUUCACGCCAGAUUAUGAGCUAUUGACAGAAAAUGACAUGUUGCCAAACAUGAGGAUUGGUGCUCUUGGGUUUUCUGGGGCAUUUGAAGACAGGGACCCAACACAAUUUGAAGAGAGACACCUUAAGUUCUUACAGCAACUUGGCAAGGGUAACUUUGGCAGUGUCGAGAUGUGCCGGUAUGACCCACUACAAGACAAUACUGGAGAGGUGGUGGCUGUAAAAAAGCUACAACACAGCACAGAAGAGCACCUACGAGACUUUGAAAGGGAAAUUGAAAUCCUUAAAUCCCUGCAGCACGAUAACAUUGUUAAGUACAAGGGAGUGUGCUACAGUGCCGGUCGUAGAAAUCUGAGAUUAAUCAUGGAAUAUUUACCAUAUGGAAGUUUGCGAGACUAUAUCCAGAAGCACAAGGAGAGGCUGGAUCACAAGAAACUUCUGCAGUAUACGUCUCAGAUAUGCAAGGGCAUGGAGUAUCUGGGCACAAAAAGGUACAUUCACCGGGAUCUAGCAACAAGAAACAUCUUAGUGGAAAAUGAGAACAGAGUUAAAAUUGGGGACUUUGGACUGACAAAAGUCCUGCCACAAGACAAAGAAUACUACAAAGUGAAAGAGCCUGGAGAAAGCCCUAUAUUUUGGUAUGCUCCAGAAUCUCUGACAGAGAGCAGGUUUUCUGUGGCCUCUGACGUGUGGAGCUUUGGCGUGGUCCUGUAUGAACUCUUCACGUAUAUUGAAAAGAGCAAAAGCCCUCCAGCGGAAUUCAUGCGCAUGAUUGGUAAUGAUAAACAAGGACAGAUGAUUGUAUUCCAUUUGAUAGAGCUUUUGAAGAACAAUGGACGGCUGCCAAGACCAGAUGGAUGUCCUGAUGAGAUUUAUGCCAUCAUGACAGAAUGCUGGAACAAUAACGUAAGCCAGCGUCCCUCCUUUAGGGAGCUUGCGGUGCGAGUGGAUCAUAUAAGGGACGACAUGGGUGGAUAAGAGAACUGAAGGUUGUUCAGAGGACAUAUGAACACAGAACAAAGUCUGCCCUUUGGGUUGCUGUGGAUUAUACACAUACAUCCAUCUAUCUUUAUUGUGGGCAAAACAUGUGUGCAAAUUAUCCUAUCAGAACCUGCAAACUGUGAGGAAUUCUGAUCAUUUUCUUCAUCAGGAUACAUUUGCUACUACAAGGACAUGACAGUGAAAUACUUUAAUAGAAAGUGGAUUAUUUUUCUAAACAGUGUCCUAAUAUGUGGUCAGUUAGCAUCACCAGUAUUUGCCUUACUUGGCAAUGCAAAAAAAGAGUGACUUACCACUUUGGUAGGGUUUUUAGGGAGAUGAAAAGACUGAAUGCAUUUCCUUGCCAAGAUGGAGAUGCACAGAAUAUAUUUUUAGUGUUUUCACACUGAAUGUAUAGCAACUUGGCAUCCUGUGUAGUGUGUUGCACAAGGGCUUGUGCUUUAUUAAUAUAGUUUUAUAAUUUCAUUGUCAAUGAAGAAUUGGCUUCUCUGUAGAACAAAUUGAAGGAGGUUAGAUAAUUUACUAAGCAACUUUCAAUGUGCCUGUUUGCGUCCAUUAUUAGCCAGCGAUACACGCAGAGGUAUAUGUUAGGCUGUUGUGUGAUGUACUGUAAAUAUUUUUAGGGAAAGGGAACAAAUAUUUAGUUCUAUUUGUACAGCAACCCCUCUCCCCCCAAAAAGUCAAAUUUUGAAAUGGACAAGCAUAAAAACAGCACAAUCUAUUUUCCUACGUUCCCCCCCCCCAUGUAUCUGUUGUGGAAGUGUUGGAUUCUCUCCUCAUUUUAUAAAAAUACAGGCAGCAAGUGGAAUUGAAGCUGCUUCAGAUAAAGCAAUGAUUUCAGUGGGCCACUUCUGAGAAUGAGAAUGCUAAACAUGUUAUUAACCUUACUACAUGCUGCUCUUUUGUCUUUCUGACUUUGUAACCUUCAUGUGAUGAUGAAUUUAACUAUAAAUAAGGAUUCUGCUUUGGGGGUUGAACUAAAAAUAGAAAAUACCUCCAAAUCCACAAUUCAGUAUUAGGAUUAACAAUGCCCUUCUGCCCCCACUCCCAAAAAGGAGUUUACAACAAAACUAUCAGCCAUCUUACCAGGACUGCUUGCUGAUGGAGUUGUACCAUCCCAUCCCCUAUUUCCUUCCUUUGAUAAAAUCCCAAGGUUUGGGCAAAGGAAAUAUCAGUGAGAUUUCCCAUGCAGAAAUUCCUCCACAUCAGUCUGAGGUUUAGGAACCAGGAUUUGCCACCCUGCAAACAGGCCCAGGCCACACCCUCAGAAUUCUGUGGGAUCUGCGUGAAGUCAGAGCUACCUGCACGGGGUCCCUGUACCUUGGCUCGGUACUUCCAGUAGUUCUGGCCUCAGUCCCUUUAGCAUAUGUCAAGGAGCUGUAGAGAAAAGAUAAAUACAGCUCCAGGCUCAAAUGCCCUUUCUGGAGGACCCAUGCGCUCCGUCUCCCUGGUCCAUUGCAGACCCACAUAGAAGGGGUAUACAAUCUGUUGAGGUUAACUGAGGCCCCCUACCCUGUGAGGGAAGGAAGACCUGUGUAUGGAGUGUCCCCUAUAUGCAUAUUUCUUGGGGGCACGAUCCCCAUUAUCUCUAGCUGUAAGUCAAUGAAUGUGGCAUUUUCUAAUUCAAGCCAGAUGAUCUUACUUGUUCUCUUAAAAUACAGUAGACUGUAAACUAAACUUAACUCUAACUUGCCUUGUUAGAGUGAUUGUUCAACUUUGUUUUUGUUGAGCAAAUCUCAUUUUAGGGGCACCACAACUCAACAUUUGUUCUUAGAUCCAGAUUUCUAGUCAAGUGGAAUGUUCAUUUUUAAAUAAAUUGACAGCAAAUCAGAGACACAGGAAAAUUAUUCACAAACAUUAAGGAGCACAAUAGUGCUGUCAUAAUGUAAAUCUUAUAGGAAGAUUGUUUUUCAAAAGUACUUCAAUUCUAACAAUGCUUACCCAUUGUUCAGCUUAGCCCAGUGCCAGUAGGAGAAUGUUUUGUGCCACUACGGGACACUCCUGCAGGUCUUACACAGGCAAAUCUUAUGCUGACCAAAACCAGGAAGAUUUUGCCAAGGGUAAGAAGUGCAGGAUCAGGCCUUCUAUCCUGGAAAUUAUUUUACCAAUAAUUUAUGCUUCUGUUGCCACGUUUGAAACACUUAAAGCAUUUUUAAAAAAUUAACUUCACCAUAUAUAUUUUUCAAGUGCAUUUUUUCAAAUCAGUACCUGUUGUUGCAUUUCUGUACAUUGUUUUAGACUUGAUUUUAAAAGAAGUUGUGCAAAAGAUGUCUUUGCAUUUGUAGAGUCUUAACUUUGUAUGGUGAGUUUUGUCGGGGUUUUGUUUCGUUUGUUUUGUUUUGUUUUUUUUGGUAACCAAACAAAAUAUUCUAGCUUUACAAGCAUUAAACAGCAUUAUUGCUGGGAUGAUAAAUGCAGAAAUCUAAAAUUGCAGUGUAUGACACUCAGUAACCCAUAGGGGUGGGAAUCCAUGAAAGUACAUAUUACUGCUUGAUCUCAUGUCCUCAAUGAGAUCAAGCAGUAAUAUUACUAGUGAUAUGCUAGGGGAAAAAAGACUUAGGUGCUUAUGUCCCUGGUUUAGGCACUUAAAGUCCCAGUUUUGGCUCCAUUGCGAUUCAAAACAUCCUACUAAACUCUGUAGGCACCUGAAUUCACUCGACACUGAAGUUUUUUUUAGAGUAAAAGUUCCCUAGGCACCUAUGUUUCUUCUUUUGGUCAUGUGCUGCCUCAUUCUAGCCGACCAGAUGCCUGUCUCCUGUCUGAGCCCCAGAAUGAUUCACUAACCAGGGAAAGACAGGCAUUCAGAUACCUAAGUUAUGUGCAGGUCCUGAUCCAGUAGGCAGGCUCAGAGCUUACUUAUCAGCUCAAGUCCCAUUUGAAAUCUAAGUACUGGACCCAGGGUCAUGCACCUAGGAAGUCCUGAGUCUAGUCCCCCAGUUCCAAGCAUCAUUAUUUAUCAACAGUGCAAUAGGAAAGAGUGAGGGAGUCUUACCUCAGACUGUCCCAUAGCCCAGUGGUUAGAGGCAUUUUAACAACUGGGCUAUGGGAGACCCCUGUUCAAAUCCUUUCUCCCCUUCUGGCAGAGAGGGGGGGAUUGAAUUUGGGUCUCCCACAUCCUAGUGAGUGCUCUAACUACUGGCUAAGAAGUUAUACAGUGGGUGCCACCCUGCCAGCACCACCAUUAUCUGUGGGGUGAGGCAGGUGCCUAAUUGACUCCCUCAAGAAACAUCUUAGGCGUCUAAGCCGUCUAACUCCAGGUAGCAGGUUCCUGUUAAUGGAUUGUUACAUAGACAUAGGUGCCUCCCUGCAACCUGGUGCCUAUCUCCAAGAGAGGGUGGGGCAGAGCUUAGCACAGACAUCUCUAGUUGAUAUCUCCCACUGGCUAGCUUAGGUGGCUCUCUGCCAAGCAUGCUGGCUUUUGUGGCUUGCUGCCUGAGGCACCUCUCUCUCCCCAGUUGAUUGUAUGGGUGCCUAACUCACCUAACUGCUUGGUGGAUCGCAGUGGUGUUCCUGUAAUUUUCUAGGCUCUAAAAAAUAAGGAUUGUGACGCUCAGCGUUGCAACACCUAAGUCCCUUUGUUCAUCCCACCAUAGGUUUCCAAUAUUUAAUAGACACAGAAUAUAGCUUGUUUAUGUAAAAAUCUCAGGGACAUUUGUGUAAUGCAAUGAAGAGAUCUUCCAUACUGGUAUUGUUUUCAAGUGAAUAAAAGCCCUUUGCUUGUUCUAGUACAGUAUGUCUGAUUUCAUACUCUAUUUGAUUUCAAAAGUGUAGUGUUAGAAUUUACAAGUUUUGAAGUUCUGUAUUUUAUUAAAAACAUUUUUAAAAGCC